UCCUCUCCUCCUUUUCCAGCGGGCGCUGGAUCGCUGGUUCCUCCCCGCCCGGGGCCGAGGGAGGUGGCCCAGGCGGGGCUAUAAAUCCCGUGGCCCGGCUCCGUCUCCUCUCCCGCCCUUCCCGUCCUCCGCUGUUCCCUUUGAGCUCUCGGUCUCCCGGUGUCCCCAUGGCGAGUCCCCUGGAGCAGGCACUGGCCGUGAUGGUCACCACCUUCCACAAGUACUCCGGGAAUGAGGGGGACAAGUACAAGCUCAGCAAGGCCGAGCUCAAGGAGAUGCUCCUGAAGGAGCUGCCGAGCUUCAGUAAACAAACCAGCGAGGCCAGUUUACAGCAGCUCAUGAGCAACCUGGACUGCAACAGUGACAGCGAGGUGGACUUCCAGGAGUACGUGACCUUCCUGGCCUGCAUGGCCAUGAUGUGCAACGACUUCUUCCAGGACCUCCCGGACAAGAUGCCGCGCAGGAAAUGAGCGGGGAGCACCUUCCCCGGGCCCUCCCCCUGUCCUCCUGAUGCCAUUUCAAUAAAUAUCGAUUUCAACCAA
Messenger RNA from Chiroxiphia lanceolata (lance-tailed manakin), 542 nucleotides. RefSeq names its product protein S100-A4-like. NCBI's taxonomy places the organism in Eukaryota, Metazoa, Chordata, Aves, Passeriformes, Pipridae. Gene Ontology annotation, molecular function: calcium ion binding; transition metal ion binding. The transcript has 3 exons. The record is from RefSeq and is a predicted model, not a curated record. Bases 168 to 470 code for a protein of 100 amino acids. Gene Ontology annotation, cellular component: cytoplasm.